CCGGUCGGCGCCCUUUGAUGUCGGGACUCUCGCCAUGUCUUGGGCUCAAAUGAGCUGUUUGCUGUUGUAGGGAAACAUUAGUCCUCUACCAACCAACCAGCCGGGGGACGCCACAUCUCAACUUUUUUUCUGUAUGUGGUGGGGGUUUCUGCACUUUGGAGGCGCCCCAGACUGAGGAGAUUUAACUGAAAAAGUACAUUGGUUCUUUUUCUUUAUUUAUACUAUCUUGUUAUUAUUUUUUAAAAGUGUGAAAUAUCCACGAAGGGGGGAAGUAGACAUGCCUCAGCUCAGCAGCGGCGGCGGGGACGACCUGGGAGCGAAUGAUGAGAUGAUAGCGUUCAAAGACGAAGGAGAGCAAGAGGAGAAAAUCCAAGAAAACGCGUUCACGGAGAGAGACCUGGCCGACCUCAAGUCCUCUCUGGUGAACGAGUCGGAAAUAAAUCAAAGUCCGAACGCAGCGGCGGUCAGACGGGGACAGCAGGGCGAGCAGAGGGGCUUCGUGGAGAAACACCGGGAGCAUCUCGACGGUGUGUCGAAGCAGCAAGAUGGAGGCAUGUACAAGACGCCGGCGUAUCCUGGCUAUCCAUUCCUGAUGCUGCCUGACCCCUACCUCCCCAACAGCUCAGUUUCUCCAUCUUCCAACAAAGUGUCGGUGGUGCAGCAGUCUCAUGGGAUGCACCCCCUGACGUCCCUCCUGCCCUACAGCAACGACCACUUCAGCCCGAGUCCUCCACAUCUGCCCACAGAUAUGAGCCAGAAAACAGGCGUUCACAGGCAUCAGUCCCAGGACCUCUCAGGGUACUACUCCCUCCCUCCAGGUGGUGUUGGACAGAUCACUCCCUCCAUGGGCUGGCAAAGCCAGCCAGUCUAUCCUGCCCUGUCCCCCUGUGGAUUCAGGCAACCCUACUCCUCCAACCUCCCCAGCGCCUCUUCCUACUCCAGGUUCCCUCACUCUCUGAUGCUUGGCCCAUCGGGCAUGCAUCCUACAGGGAUCCCCCACCCAGCCAUAGUGCCCCCUACAGGGAAACAGGAGCAUGAACAGUAUGACAGGGGCAUGUAUGUGAAGCAGCAGGUGGAGCCUAAGCGGGAGAAGGAGCCCAAGAAGCCGGUCAUCAAGAAACCCCUGAACGCCUUCAUGCUCUACAUGAAGGAAAUGAGGGCGAAGGUCAUCGCCGAGUGCACGUUAAAGGAGAGCGCCGCCAUCAACCAGAUUCUGGGGCGGAGGUGGCAUGCAUUGACCCGGGAGGAACAGGCCAAGUACUACGAGUUGGCCAGGAAGGAGAGACAACUCCACAUGCAGCUCUACCCGACCUGGUCUGCCAGGGACAACUACGAGGCGGGCCUUAGCGGGGUCGCAGGGGAAAAGAGUAAAGCUGAUUGGGGCAAGAAGAAGAGGAGAAAAAGGGAGAAGCAGCAGGACUCCAACACAGACCCGGGCUCUCCUAAGAAAUGCCGGGCUCGCUUCGGCCUCAACCAACAAACGGACUGGUGCGGUCCUUGCAGGAGGAAAAAGAAGUGCAUUCGCUACCUUCAAGGAGGAGGCUGCCCCAGCCCAACUUCUUCAGAUUUAAGUGCUAUAGACUCUCCCCCAUCCUCCUCCCCAGCCCGCCACCCUCUCUACCAGCACCAGCGCCAGCAGCGCCCCCCCUCCCCAGGAUGCUCCCCACCGCCCACCUCUCCGUCGACGCGCCUUCCCUUGUCUCCGCCAGCGCACACACGCUCGCACACUCGCUUACCCCUGGACCAGUCUGCAGGCAAACGCGGCGACCUCCGGCCGCCCCCGACCAAACACGCCCACACACACCUGGAACUGUCCAGCAAGCAGACGACACACAGCUCGACGACGGCACUGUCUGCUGCCAAGGCCGCAGGACUUUCUCUCAAAGUGCUAACAGAGACUCAAUGAUCAUCCCACUCCUGCUCACAUCCCCAACCCCGUUCACCUCAGCUUCCUCCAGAGCCAUGAAGAUCACCUUCCUCACCUGAUUUCACUCUCACAUUUAUCAUUAUAGAUUUAGCAUCUAUCAGCUGUGUCUCAGUUCAGAGGCUGGUUUCUGCAAAGUCUGUGUUUCUAGGCCAACUACAUUAUUAACAGGUCAACAAGGCUUAGUCUUCCUCAAAGCCUCCUUCACAUGGUCAGUUCUUUAAUGAACCAUUCAGGAAAUCCUGAAAGACUGGAAAUACCACAUAACCACAUCAGAUUGACCAGAUACAUGUGAUUCACCAGUCACUGGGAAAUCUAACACAUGAUCUAAACCAAUGAAAAGCCACAGCAGGAGGUAAACUGGACAUGUAGUUAACCAGAUUUAUUACAUGUGCAAAAAGAAAUAUAUAUAUAUAUACAACUGUUAACCAGUGGUCCAUCAUUUAUUCAUCACAGUUCUUUGGACAAGGAGGAAAAGACUUAGUUCUGGAGGGUCCAGCCUCUGAACUGUUGACUGAAAACCCCCAUCAACUCUAGACCACACAGUUCCAGUUGUACGGAGGCAGACCUGCACUGAAGGCAGAAUUCAUCUGGAGCUUAAGUGAUUAGUUUUACCUUGAGGACAGCUCUGCCUCUGAGAAAUAAUUUCACAAAUAACUCAUCAGCCCCUUGGCGCUUUUUUCCUUUUCUUUUCUUUUCUUUUUUUCUUUUUUUUUUUGUUGUUUUUUGUUUGUUUUACAGCUGCCCCUGUGUUUUACCCUCCACGACAAUCAUAAAAUGUUUUGUAAAAUGCUCUUAAUCAAAUGAACUACAUCAACACAUGCAGACAGAAUUUGAGCAGUAACAGCUAAUUCAGCGACAGCGCGAGAGGCUUGUUGCGCAAGACUUACAGUGUUGUUACAUACAUGGUUUAUCCUCCAUAGCAACAAAGGAGAUGCCAUCGUUUUUUUUUUUUUUUUUAACAUAUCACCAUCACAGCUAUCAGUCUGACAAAUUACCCACCAUCCACCACAGUUACUGAGACCAAACUAUUAAUCCACGAGAGGGGAGCAGAGACCAACAACCAGCCAGCCUGACCAGCAGAACCUCAGCUCUGGAGAGGGACAGAUUCACUUUUGUAGCUGCCAUUUUCUUAACUGUUGACUUCAGUUUCAUUACAUUUCCAAACAUUUUUAUAAAUACCUGUGUAGCUCCUUUGACUAACUCUCUCUUUGACUAAAAAAAGAAAAUUAUUUACAGCAGGUAAAAACAAGUUUCAGCAAGAAUUCCAUCUGUAAGUUACAUUAUGUCUUCUAGGCACUUUCAGGCUCUGUCAGUCUCUUGCUUUAUCAACUCUUACCUUGUUGUUCUGUUUUCUCCUUAUUUGGGGUAUUUCUGUAUAAAUCUCAUAAUAUUUUGUUUUGUUUUGUUAAGGUCAGAUGUUUUUGCUGGUGGGGAAACCCUCGCAGAGAGACAAGAGGGUUUUUUUUUUUUUUUUUCUUUUGGCUGUUUGACUGAAUAUUUUGCAGCUCCGUAAACUAAUCUGAGACCAAAUGGGUACUAUUAUAUUGCAUUGUGUUGUAAAGUUUUAUAAAUGUUGAAUUCCCUAUUAUAAUUAAACUUUUAUAUGUUUUUAUGUAAAAAAAGAAAAAAAACUGAAAUAAGUAAAAAAAAAACAAUCUUUUAGUUUCCACAAUUUCUUAAAGCAAUACAUUUUGUGUUUGUCCUUUUGUGCAGAAUUUUACUUUUUGGUCAAGUGUUACUGCAGCAGCGUUCAAAUGAUAUUUUUUUGUUCUCAAUCUGUGCAUGUUCCAACUUUAAUGUAACAAGAAGACGUUUUGACUUUAAAAAAGGCUUUAAUUUACUGUUCUGCUUGCAUCUUCAGACUCAGCUUACAAAUCUGUGGAACAAUUGUAGGCUGAGCUUUGUACAGCAAAACCGUUUUUCUCCAGCAGAGAGAGCUCUUGUGCUAGAAAUAGCUUGUUUUAAUUUGAGAGCGUUUAUGUCAGUAGUGGGAACGCCUUGAACAUGUCUUUUGUAUUUUUUAUGCCUCAAACGCCUCUGAUGUAUUACUUUUGUUUUUUGUUUUUGUUUGAUGUAUUAAAAGUGUUUUGAAUAUCA
Messenger RNA from Lates calcarifer (barramundi perch), 4024 nucleotides. RefSeq names its product transcription factor 7 (gene tcf7). The record is from RefSeq and is a predicted model, not a curated record. The transcript has 13 exons. Gene Ontology annotation, cellular component: beta-catenin-TCF complex. Bases 278 to 1906 code for a protein of 542 amino acids. Lineage: Eukaryota; Metazoa; Chordata; Actinopteri; Centropomidae. Gene Ontology annotation, biological process: canonical Wnt signaling pathway; regulation of transcription by RNA polymerase II. Gene Ontology annotation, molecular function: DNA-binding transcription factor activity, RNA polymerase II-specific; RNA polymerase II cis-regulatory region sequence-specific DNA binding.